Talaromyces atroroseus is the source of this 1887-nucleotide messenger RNA. RefSeq lists its product as hypothetical. The coding region runs from base 1 to 1887 and encodes 628 amino acids. Gene Ontology annotation, biological process: mRNA processing; protein ubiquitination; ubiquitin-dependent protein catabolic process. The transcript is spliced from 3 exons. Gene Ontology annotation, cellular component: nucleus. Gene Ontology annotation, molecular function: zinc ion binding; ubiquitin protein ligase activity; nucleic acid binding. The record is from RefSeq and is a predicted model, not a curated record. Lineage: Eukaryota; Fungi; Ascomycota; Eurotiomycetes; Eurotiales; Trichocomaceae.
AUGGCUUCUUCUGUGCAUUUCAAGUUUAAGUCACAGAAGGAACCUUCGAGGGUGACCUUCGACGGUACAGGGAUUUCGGUCUUCGAAUUGAAGCGUGAAAUUAUCAGCCAAAAUAGAUUAGGCGACGGCACAGACUUUGAGUUGUCGAUCUAUAACGAAGAUAAUGGAGAAGAAUACGACGAUGACACCGCUAUAAUUCCGCGCUCAACAUCCGUCAUAGCACGUCGACUACCGGCAGCACGACCUGGGAAAGGCGGUGCUGCACGCUAUGUCUCCGGCAAGAUGCCCCUAAAUGCGCGGACUUCUACGCGGCCAGACUUACCUUCCGCAGCCCGGGGCACUUCGGGCACUGGCCAAAAUACGAUACCAGGACUGGACAACGCACAGACUGAAGAUGAGAAGAUUGAUGCGUUAUUCAAUCUUCAAGCGAAUCAGUGGAAAGAACAGCAGCAGGAAAUGGCAAAUGCAACCCCUGUCGCUUUUGGAAGAGGCCGUGGUAAACCUCUCAAUGUUCCGGAUCACCCACCGCCUCCGGGGUAUCUUUGUUACCGCUGCAGAGAGAAGGGACAUUGGAUCCAAGCUUGCCCAACGAACAAUGAUCCAAAGUUUGAUGGCAAAUAUCGUGUGAAGAGGUCGACAGGCAUUCCAAGGUCGUUGCAAACAAAGGUGGAGAAGUCAGCGGCUAUGGCUAUGGAUGGAUCUGCUGAGGAUUUGAAAACUUCUGGUGUUAUGGUAAAUGCCGAUGGAGACUUCGUCAUUGCACAGCCUGACAAGGCUUCAUGGGAAUUGUAUCAAGAAAAAGCAAAAGCAUCAGCCGCUGCCGCCGCAGAAGCGGCUGCUGCUGAGGGCAGCAAACAACUUCAAGCUAGAGGAUUAGAAUGCCCAAUUGAUAAGCGCAUGUUUUUGGAACCGACCAAAACACCAUGCUGCAAUCGAACAUAUUGCAAUGACUGUAUUACAAAUGCUCUCAUUGAAAGUGAUUUUAUUUGCCCUGGUUGUUCCACCGAAGGCGUGUUACUGGACAAUCUUUCGGUUGACGAUGAGGCAGCGGCUAAGAUCAAGGCCUUCGAAGCCGAAAAAGCCGAAGAAAAAAGAGAGAAAGAAAAGCAAGAGGAGGUUAAGGAGUCCGUUGAAAACGAUGAGCCAGAACCUGAAGAUACUUCCGUGAAGCCCGCUACAACAACAACUGUAGCUGUAUCUUCACCUAGUAUUCAGAGCACUACAAGCGCCAGCCAGAAUAAGAAAAGAACGGCAGAAGACGAGCCUGAAGUCGACAACUCUGAGAGACCUGACUCAUCAACGUCUUUUAAGAAGCAGAAGGCCGACGAUAAGGAAGAAGACGUGCAAACUCAGAAUGCUACAUUCGAGAGCAAUAACAUGGCCAACAUGAUGCCUUUCCCAGUGAAUCAACAAAUGCCUUUCACAAAUUCUGCAUUUCCCCAGCCUCAUGGUGUCAUGCCCAUGCCGUUCGAUAACAGCUUCAUGGCGGCAGGAGGCAUGAAUAUGAUGAACCCUAUGAUGAUGCCCAUGAAUAACGCAUUUCAGAAUCAAGGAUUUAACAACUGGAAUCAGAUGGCUGCGAAUAACUUCUCAUUCCCAGUUAACGGAAUGUUUGGAGACGGUGCAAUGAUGCCGGGCAAUAACUUUGGGCAGCUCAAUGCUUUCAAUCCGAUGCAAAUGGGCCAAACUGGGGCAUAUAUGCCUCCACAGUCCGGGUAUCAACAGCAGGGAAUGGGCAUGAACUCAUUCUCGAAUCAACAACGAAACAACUACAAGGCAGCCGGUGCUAGAGAUGAUGACAGCCCGUAUUUCCGCCAGCCUGUGAACCCUCACCGCCACCAAGCCAGGCAACGCCGGAUACGUCCAAGCGAUUACCGCGAGCUCUAG